UUCUAAAUCACUGCCCCCUUUACUAGGAAAGUGACAGUGAAUGCAAUGGAAAAGCGAGGGACCGUGGGAUGCAGGCGAAAUUCUAUUACACCUGUCCGACUGCAAACCGCCAGCCUCUUUCAACUGUAGGGAUCAUUUGCCAUCGUAUAUCUGGAUUGUGGAAUAUUCUGUAGGAUAAACCGGGGGAUAUGUGACGAAAAUACUGAUGACACCCAUAAUGCUGUCACUUAGCUGUAGCGUAUGAUUUACUUUGAGAUGUGUGGUAUGUUUCAUCUGGGUUAAUUUGGUCAUUUGCUGGAUGGUGAAGAAUGGUACAUGGAUGAGGUAUUCAUUCCUUGACAGUCUGCAUCUAAGAAAUCUAAGUGGGAUCGAAGACCGUCCCUAGUUUCGAGAAACCAGAUAUUUGCAUCUCGGAGGUUUAUUUUCAGAAGGAGGGAUGCAAGCGAGCUUUUCCAUCGUGAAGUAACGACGGAUUAUUUUGCACUCGCUUAAUUACACGCAUACUGAAAGAAUGCACGCAUCCGCCAGCACAUGCACGCGCGCCCAGCAUGCGGUUUUACGUUCGAGAGAGCAGGUAUCGCACAUGGCAAACCAGCGUCGGUAAAACCUAUUAAGAAACCUACAUUCACCCUCUUUUUCUGAUGAUUUAUUCUGUUAUUGAUGGUGUAACUAUGGUAUUUCGAAAUAUUAUCGACAAAUAACAUUACUGAAGAAUUGCCUUAGUUCAGUGGUGGGUUUGCAUAUAUAUAUUCGUGGAUGUUCAAUAGUCUUGAGAGCUCUGCUUUUGGUUUUAUGAUUAUUAUUGUGCAAUUGUGAUAAGUAUAUCAUCCUCGGCUGAAGCAAGUUAUUAGGCAUAUAACAUUAAUAACCAUUAUACAACCAAAACAUGAGAGAAUUUAGCCUCAGAAUAGAUUCUGUAGGUUACCGAGGAAACGGCAGCGGUAUCGGGCAUCAGAUUGUGGAUUGCGAAAGGAUCGGGGGCCAGGAAGACGGAGAACAAGAUCAGGGAGAGGCCGUAAGCACGGAGCUCUCAGCGGGUCUGCCUGCCACGGAACAGCCGCUGCCGGUACCGGGGAGCGUGGCUGGGGGGCGGUGGAAGAAAGAGCCAAAUAUUCGUGAGGAAUUAUAACAUUAACUUCUCAGGGAUGUGUUUUUAAAAUAAACGGUCUGUGAGAUUUGAUUAGAAUGGUUUAUUGUAACAAAAUUUAAAGAUUACCAGCAUCUAAAUAUAUUUAUAUAGUGUUUGUAAUACUCCGUUGUGAAAAUAUGGAUAGAGAAAAACGGAGAGAUUAACCUUCAAAAUAAAUUUUAUAUGGUUUUUCUUAAGAUUAAUGAGCACAAUCUGUUUUGAAGUAUAACUCGUACACACAUGUGUACGCUAAUUCUGAAAUUAGCGUGAUCUACGAGAUACUCUUAUUUUCAUACGAAUUCAACUUAAAGACUCCGUGCUAGCAGUGUAAACCACACCUGAAUUAAAUAUUUAGUUGCUUUUUGUUUCCAGCCUCAAUAAUCAAACAAAAUUUGAGAAUUUAUGUUGUAUAUGGGUCUUGUUUUACUAUAGCCUGCCAAUUUGAAGUUUUUAAUUGAAAUUUCUGGUGGUUUUAGCCAUGGACUGGCCAUGAUGAACUGUUUGACUAUUUAAACAAAUGCUUGGUGUCUGUAAGGAAAACAGUUCAUAUGUUAUAUGUUAAACAUUUAAAUUUCUGACAAAUAAGUUGUUGACUUUCCUCAUCAUCUGGUAUUGGUAGCAAAUUUUGCAAGGAGUUAUACUUAAUGUAAAACACAGAACCGACCGGUGUCAUCUGCGCAAAGCUCUGACGAUUAGUAAAGGACCAAAACUGACAUAAAUCUGGCACUCACCUAAGCAUUAUCUAAAUCAGCUUAAAUUAUAGACAAUGCAAACUAUUUCCAUAAUUAAUGGAUUGCUUGCCGAUUUAGCUCGUAAAUUGAGACUCGCUGGUAUAAGGACGCGAACCAGGUUUCACACGCGCAAAAUUUGGCUGAAUGAACUUGGAGGACAUGAUUAAAUUUAUAUAGGUACAUUAGUUUUGGUAGCAGGAAACACACAUCACAGGCAUACGCCUUUUAAGACCACGACGUAUGCCAGGAUGAAUAGUAGCAUUUAAUAGCAGUAUAACAGGAACAAAUUGCAACCAAGAGCAGCAGUUACACAGAUAUGAAGUGAGGAAGACGCUUUCAACAAGAAGUGGAACAAAGUUUCGACAAGUCUGGAAGGGAGUAACAACUACAUCAUUCUUAGGAGGAAGGCAAAAUGGAAACAGAAAGCAGUGGGAGAGAGAAGGAUUGAGGGGACGGCACAGAGGGAGUGAAGAACAGAGCGAGAAAGAGCUGGAGACGAGAGCGAGAGAAACGGGAUGAAGAGAGGAGGGGAAGGGAGAGCGGGAUGGAGAGAGAAAGGAAAAGGAGAAAGAACAAUGGAGGGUGACAGAAACAAAAAAAAAGAGCACGCGCGGGCUCGCAGAAAGAGCAUAGCGACUGGGAAGCAGCCAAGCAUGGAGACCCCUCCCACUGCCCCUCCUCAACCCUUCCGACAGCCUAGUUUUCUCAGCAAAAGGUUGAAGGGCUCCAUCAAGCGAGCCAAAAGUCAGCCCAAACUGGACCGUACCAGCAGCUUCCGUCACAUGAUCUUGCCUCGCUUCCGUAGCGCCGACCAGGACAGGACGCGCCUGAUGCAGAGCUUCAAGGAGUCUCACUCCCAUGAGUCCUUGCUUUCCCCCAGCAGCGCAGCGGAGGCUCUGGAUCUGACUCUGGAUGAGGAUGCCAUCAUCAAGCCUGUCCACUCCAGCAUCUUGGGCCAGGAGUACUGCUUCGAGGUGACUACAGCCUCGGGGACCAAGUGCUUUGCCUGUCGCUCGGCGGCAGAGAGAGACAAAUGGAUCGAGAACCUGCAGAGAGCCGUCAAACCCAACAAGGACAACAGCCGGCGGGUGGACAACGUGCUCAAAUUGUGGAUUAUCGAGGCCCGUGAGCUGCCAGCCAAGAAGCGCUACUACUGUGAGCUGUGCCUGGAUGACAUGCUGUACGCGCGCACCACCAGCAAGCCCCGCACCGACACCGUCUUCUGGGGCGAGCACUUCGAGUUCAACAACCUGCCCCCCAUUCGCAGCCUCCGUCUGCACCUCUAUAAGGAGACUGACAAGAAGAGACGAAAGGAGAAGAGCACAUACCUUGGCCUGGUCAGCAUCCCCAUCUCCAGCAUCACUGGCCGGCAGUUUGUGGAGCAGUGGUACCCAGUCAUCCAGCCCAGCGUGUUGGCCAAGGGUGGGGGUGUGGGUGGUGGCAAGGUCAUAAACGCAUCACUGCGCCUUAAGGCUCGCUACCAGACCAUGAACAUCCUGCCCAUGGAGAUGUACAAGGAGUUCGCCGAGUAUGUUACCAACAACUACCGUGUGCUGUGUGUUGUGCUGGAGCCCUUGCUGAGUGUCAAGAGCAAGGAGGAGGUGGCCUGCGCCUUGGUGCACAUCUUGCAGAGCACCGGAAAGGCCAAGGAUUUCUUAUCCGACAUGGCAAUGUCUGAGGUCGACAGGUUCAUGGAUCGCGAGCAUCUUAUUUUCCGUGAGAACACUCUGGCCACCAAAGCCAUAGAGGAGUACCUCAAGCUUAUUGGACACAAGUAUCUCAAGGAUGCUAUAGGUGAAUUCAUCAGAGCUCUGUAUGAGUCAGAGGAGAACUGUGAGGUGGAUCCUAUGAGGACUCCACCCUCUGUCCUGCCUGACCAUCAAGCCAAUCUUCGCAUGUGUUGUGAGCUGGCGCUCUGCAAGAUCGUGAACUCCCAUUGUGUGUUUCCUCGAGAACUGAAGGAAGUCUUUGCAUCCUGGAGGGUGCGCUGUGCGGAGAGGGGCAGAGAGGAUAUAGCAGACCGCCUUAUCAGUGCCUCUUUGUUCCUCCGGUUCCUAUGCCCUGCAAUCAUGUCCCCAUCACUCUUCAACCUGACCCAGGAGUACCCCGACGAACAGACCUCACGAACCCUUACUCUCAUCGCCAAGGUGGUGCAGAACCUGGCCACAUUCUCCAAGUUCAGCAGUAAGGAGGAGCACCUGUGCUUCAUGAACGAGUUCUUGGAGAUGGAAUGGGGCUCAAUGCAGCAGUUCCUUUAUGAAAUCUCCAACUUGGACAGCAUCAGCAACGCCGGAGCCUUCGAGGGAUACAUUGACCUGGGGCGGGAGCUGUCCAUCCUCCACAGCCUGCUGUGGGAGGUCAUGGCGCAGCUGAGCAAGGAAGCCAUUAUUAAGCUGGGACCGUUGCCACGGUUACUCAACGACAUCAGCAUGGCCCUGAGGAACCCCCACCUGCAGAGGCAGCCCAGCCAUCAGACUGACCGACCGCCCCCUGACAGGCAAAUGGACCGGCUGCUCUCCCGACCGAGCUUCAACCGGGUCGUCUCCUCUGACUUCCAGGCCCACAUGAUGCGUGACCUGAACAGCUCCAUAGAAAUGUCCCGCCUACCUUCGCCUACCUCUGCUCUUUCUGGUGGGGGACACUUGGCAUCACAUGCAGGCAUGGGGGGCUACGGGGACCGGGACCACCCACACCGUGCUUCUUCUAAAGAUGUCUUCUACUCGACCCGUCCUCCCUUGGCACGUUCUAGCCCGGCAUACUGCACCAGCAGUUCGGACAUAACCGAACCCGACCCAAAGGUUCUCAGCGUCAACAAAAGCGUGUCCAUGAUGGACCUGCAGGACUCCAGAAUGAACAGUAUCUCCAACCUGCAGUCAGUGGGCGACAUGCUCAACUCCUCCCAAGCCUCCAUCGCAGGCCUUGGUGGCUAUGGGGGCAUGGGGGCCCUAGGUGGGGGCCUGGGAGGGGGGCUGCGGGCCGGGGGCCGCCUCUCUGCGGGGUCGGGCGGCUCAAGCAUGUCGGGCGGCCUGAGGCUGAGUCAGCUGAGCCAGAUGGGGACCACGACAGAUUCUCUGUCCCAGCAGCAGCAGCAGCAGGCGGCCGCCAUGCACUACCCGCUGUCCUUCCAGAACCCCCUGUUCCACAUGGCGGCCGAUGGGCCCCAGCUGCACCAUCAGCCCAGCCGGGCACAGCCUCCGCCGCCCCUCCUGCUGGCCCCGGAGCCCGAGCCCUCCCACCCCACCUACAUCCCCGCUUUCGGCCACGGCGGCUUCUCCCGCAGUGAGGACCUUUCGGCGCUGCGGGCCAGCAGCCUGGUGCAGCCCAGCAUCAUCCACUCACACAGCUACAGCGACGACUAUACGCGGCAGAACCAGGCCGAGUACGGCCGGCGCCAGCUGUCUGUCAUGCAGGACAAUUUUCACCAACAGCAACAGCAAAUGAUGAUGAUGGGAAUGGGCUCCCAGACAGGCACCUCCUCUUCUCUGGCCACACCCCCCUCCACUGUUCACCCAAUGCGGCAGAGCUCCAUUGCCCCACCCCCUCAGCGUGUCAAAUCCCAGACCUCCCACCAGCUGUCCGUUAGUGCCGCGGCAGCCUCAACCCCUCCAAGUAAAACCCGCCCCCCUAGUGGAAAUCUGCUCCAGUCCCCGGAGUCCAGCUUCGGGGGUCGGCAGCCGGCGCCACGCCAGCAGCUGUCCGUCAAAGACACCCCCGCCCCUGGACUGCCACACCAGCAGAGCUCAGUCAGGGAGAGCCAGGGUCCCCAAGGAGGGCCUACAUCCACCCCACAACAAACGCAGCAGCAACCUCAGCAGCAGCACUUACUGAAGCCUACUAUUAGCAAGCAGGGCACGCAGUCGCCCUCUACCCUGAACCCGCCCACACAGGCUGCCGAGCGCACUGUAGCUUGGGUGUCUAACAUGCCUCACCUGUCUGCCGACAUCGAGAGCUCACGCAUCGAGCGGGAGGAGUACAAGCUGAAGGAGUAUUCAAAGAGCAUGGACGAAUCGCGCCUGGAAAGGGUGCGGGAGUAUGAGGAGGAGAUCCAUUCCCUCAAAGAACGGCUGAUGAUGUCCCACCGCAAGCUGGAGGAGUAUGAGCGACGGCUCCUCACGCAGGAGCAGCAGACCAAUAAAAUCCUACAGCAGUAUCAGAAUCGCCUGGAGGACAGCGAGAGGAGGCUGAGGCAGCAGCAGAUAGAGAAAGACUCCCAAAUUAAAGGAAUAAUCAGCAGGCUUAUGGCUGUGGAGGACGAGUUGAGGGGGGGUGCCAUUCCUGACCUGAAACCCCGGAUGUUUGCAGAGCAGGAAGACCAGUUUUCCGCCUUGGGUUCAGCAGACCCCGGUGUGAUCUCUGAAAGAGGAGGAGGAGGAGGAGGUGGAGGAGGGAUGACCAUCACGUCUGGCACUGGAGUCUCCUCCUCGGGCGUCUCCUCUUCCAGCUUCCCCUGGAACGGAGUCGUUCCUCCCCUCCCCCCUCCUCGCCUGCACUUCAGCCAGAACGGAGAGCUCUGCGGCAACCGAGCAUCCUCCCCAGUGACCGCUACCACGGUAACCGGGACCACAGCAACGGCAACAUCAGGACCGGGCAUAGAAGAAGGGGGAGCAGGUCAAUAGCAGCCUGAACCAAAUUGGAAAAAGGACUCAAAUAAUCAACAAGCUUUCCCUUGCCUUGGCGCGGUCUUUCUCGCUUUUUGGUUAUAGAGAGAGAAUUUAACAUUUUUUGCCCACUAUUAGUGUCAAAGGCAGAGAGAAGGGAGAACUAGGGGGGAGACACACUUUACACACAGUAUAUACCCAUAUCUGAAAAGGGCUUUUCCAAUGACCUGUUCUCAACAGUUUUUGUUUUGAAGGUCAUGCAAGCUUUUGUCAAUGUCUAAGAUAAAGGACACAGGACAAUGGACCCUUCUGUGGAGCUCCUCAAAGGAUUUCAUGGGAUUCUCUCAUGAGUCCCUUGAGGUGAUUAGGUCAAUGAGCAGGUGACUAGCCAAUGAAGUGAGAUGGGAAAAAAACUUCCUUUAGGCUGUGACCUUUUCACGCUGCAGACAGUUUUAUAUCCUAAAUUGGAUUCGGUAUCAGAAUAUAUAAUUGGGGGAGAAAUAAUCACAUGAUUUGGCUUUCUCAGUGCCUUUCAGUAUUUUCUAACAGGGUUUUAAAAGAGCAAGCAGUAUUGUUGCUAUUCCAAUAAGUUUAAUAGCAAAUGAGAAGCCUUUUUGAGUGCUAGGCAGUCUCUAGAUGAAUUGUACAGCUUGUGUAGGAUUUUGGUUCAAUGGUGUGAAUUUGAGAGAAUUCACAAUGCUCUGUACUCUUCAAUAAUGAAUCUGGACCGGACAUUGCAUAACUGGACUGGACUGUGGCAAAGUUUUCUCUUCUCAAUCUCAGAACCACUGCGGGAUGAAACGUUGAUACAUAAAGUACUACUGUUAAGUGCAAAGCAAAUCUGUUCCUCUGCGAUACUUCACACGGUGUCUUUAUCUCCAGGGCUGCUUUUUAAGUGCAUCGCCAUUGCCUGUGUACCUUUUGUUUAAUGCUUGUGUGUUGUCCUUGUGUGUAUGUCCACAUGUGUGCACACUUACCUGUGGGAGAUGGGAGAAGGGCUUGCGGUUGAUUCUCACCAUGUGAGAAUGCUGCUUUAAUAAUUCUCUAACCAAAAUUUCCUGGAACCUCGGAUGGGUGGGCUGAAUUCCCACAGUGCUUUACUGCCCAGCAUAGCCAUUGGAGGAACCAAGAAAGGAUAUUACUGGGAAGAAAUCCACUCAGUUUGGUUAAAUACAUGAUCCCAAGCUUUGACUAUCUGUGUUCUUUGACAGCAUCUUAAUAUCCAUUAAGCGAUGGUAUAUUUUUCCACAUAAUUAGCAUGUAUCUACCUGCGUGAAGAUAUGCACCUGUUUUUCGUUGCAUAAUCUUGUAUCCACUUAUGCUGUGGUACUAAUACACACAAAUAUAUUUUGCUAGUGACCUCUCACCUGGCCUAGACAUUUCUGAAGAUUCCCUAUAUAUAAUUUUUUUUUUAAUUGAAUGUUGUGUGGGAUCAAGAGGCCGCAUUUAGGUGUGAGUACAGAAUUACCUGUUUUCAGUUUCGACUUCAGGGUAGCCAGCAGUGAUGAGACAAGUUGCCUUUUUUGUUAUGAAACUGGCUCACACAGUAAAACUGGAAGGUAAAAGACAUCGUUCAUGGAAACACACACCUGCCCCGUCAGGCAAAGCUUGUCCCUGCAGCAUGUGUGAUGGCAUCGACCAGCGCAGCAAAAAGUGCACAGCAAAGACCGACAAACAUCUUAGCUAUGUUCUACUGCUCUAUAUAUUUCCAUCUCCAUAAAGGAUGCUAAAUUAAUAUGUUCAACUUAUUUAAUUUGUCCUUUCGAUUUCCGAAGUCUGCACGUAGUGUUAUGCAAGUACGAGAGUGUGACAAUGUCAUUUCAAGAAUUCACAUUUACUUUAUUCAUUUGUAACAAAUUCCAAAUUUUUUUAUUUUUUUUUUGAGGUUGGGGGGUCCUAAGAAUGCUGUAAUAAGUUGGUCUUUUUUGGGCACAGUUCUGUUGGCAUUUUUAUCAUAUAUUCAGCAGCACAAUUAUUGUGCUUGAGUUCAGUUCCCAAGUUUUUAAAUGGUAUUUAGCCCGUGAGUCACCAACGAAGAGGCAACUGUGUUCUUUUAGUUCACUUACAUCAGCCACCUUGAUGACACUCUCUCCCUCUCAGUGCAUUUGCAGAGACAUAAUGUGUAAAUCGGUGCCUGCGUUUGCAACUCACCCCGAUGACUUACAUUAACGUUAGCAUGCUUACGUUUUCAGCAAAGCAUUGUGGGAUCCCAUGUAUCACUGCUGACUAAAUGCACAAUGACUGCUGCGUUUUUGUUGUCCUAGUUGCCUUCAUCUGCACUGUGUUGGUUUCUUAAUGAAAGAAGUUUCCAUUAUGACUAUGUGCCAUAUUCUGUCUGUCCUGAAAAAAACACACCUUAUAAUACAAUAAUAAUACUAUUAAUGGUUUGAAGACAUCGUUCAAUGCACAAUGCAUCUACUAUAGGAGGCCAGCAUACCCCAUAACUAAAAAUAUUAUUAACCUAUGUGCACUAUAAUGUAUUAAGGAACAACUAGCUGGUUUUCUUACAAGAAAUGCCCAAUAUAUAUCGACUUACAGUUGGCAUGCUGUUCCUAAAGCAGUGAGUACAGUCAAAGUGAUGUAGAUCUCUCAGGAAGGCUGGUGCUGAGGGUUAAAGUAAGAAUCUGAGGGCAAGAGUAAUAUGACAGCUGAGGUUUUUCCUGGGCAGGCUCCUCAUUGUUAAUUCUCCAUCCUCACUGCUGUUAGCUCUCCACCCUCACUUCUAUUAGCACUUCCUCCUCACGAUUGUUAGCGCUCCCUCUUCACUGCAGUUAGCUCUCCAUCCUCACCACUGUUAGCUCUCCCUCCUUACUGCUGUUAAUGCUCCAUCCUCACUACAGUUAGCACUCCCUCCUCACUGCUAUUAGCACUCCACCCUCACUGCAGUUAGCACUCCCUCCUCACCGCUGGUAGCACUCCCUGCUCACUGCUGUUAGGUCUCCAUCUUCAUGGCUGUUAGCGCUCCACCCUCACUGCUGUUAGCACUCCCUGCUCACUGCUGUUAGUUCUCCAUCUUCAUGGCUGUUAGCUCUCCACCCUCACUGCUGUUAGCGCUCCCUCCUCAUGGCUGUUAUCACUCCAUCUUCUCUGCUGUUAGCACUCCACCCACAAAGCCGGGAAGCCGCUGCAGUACAGUGUAAGGAGAAUGCAGAAGGGUGAGUUGACCUAACUUUUUUUGUAUCCACCUGGGCAAGAUUAGGGGUGAAGCUGUGCAUUGUUGUGCAGCUGGAAGAAGGAGUCUUUGUUUCCCAUUGCGUUGUUGGUGUGCUCUCUAGUGGAUGAGUAGUCCUGGAACAUUUUAGUGACAUUCUGUGGUAUCCAGCAAGGUUUGGGUGAGGAUAAUGUUACAAGCCUAAUUUUGGCUGGGAGCCAUGUAAGCACCUGCUUAGGUCUUUCAUGAGUGUGUUGGUUCCCUUCUGGCACUUCUUUCCUGUUGUUUACUCAUAGCACAGGAAACAGUCGCAUUUACGGGAAGGGAACUAACCAGCCCUGAAGAAUCAAGUAGAUGAAGCAGAUAUAUCCAAAUACAAGAGUUUUGAUUGCUUAUGAAUCUUUGAUUAGAGAUCCUUUCGCAUGAGGAUGGCACAAUGGAUGCAGGGAAGAGAAAUUUCAGGAACCAAAAAGAGGAUUUUGUAAUUGUUGUAAUAAUAAUAAUAAUGAUAAUAAUAAUAAUUAACGGAUUAUUAAACAAACAAAUAAAUUUUACCGAUUGCUUGAUUGAUCAAGUAAUUAAUUAAUUUAUCAAUUGCUCUCCUUCCUGCCUUUUUUCUUAAUCUGGUCUUAAAUCCUUAGGGUAAAAUUCAGUUUCAGUAAAGCCAAUAUAAAUAUUGAAAUUAUAUAAAUAUAUUUAAAUAUCAAAUCUUGUGCAAAGUUUGUGCAAAAUUGUUUGGCUAUUUAUCAUCAUAAUCAAAUUUUGUUCUUUUUGACAAUGGUACGUGCAGUUGUCUGUCGUAUUGUUGUCUGUGCUUAGUGGAGCAGUGUCUGGUGGGCCUUUGUGGGUAAAAAUGCCCCUUAUUAGUUUAAAAAUUGGCCUCUGAAUGUUGAAGAACUUGCCAUGCAGAAAGGUCACCUCAGGUCAUUAGGAAAUGUAAACACUUUUCAGAUAUUUGCAAGUCUGAUGGCUCCAUGUUUUUCAUUGAUUUCUAAUGGUGAUAUUUACAAAUGUGGCAUGGAUGCUGUCAUUACUGCCUGACAGGAAAAAGGAUUAAUCUUUCUGGUGCCAGUAUCGUGCAAUGAAAAUAAUGCAUUUUGUGUGCGUCCGGCAAUAAUAUUUAGAACUAUAGAAAUAUUUUUGCCAGAUUGAAUUAUAUGAUUGCACAAAAUAAAUGUGACUGAUAUAUAAUGGAUUCAAAGAUAGUCCCAAAUUAUAAGAAGCAAUAUGAGUGCGUGAAAAGAAUAAUAGCAGAGAUUGGUGUGCAGUAAUGUUUUAGUUUACUUUUUACUUGAACAUUUUCACCCAGAUAGUGAAGUGGGUAAUAAAUAUGGAAAACAACUUCAGGCUAAACCAUGAUAGUGUAACGUAUAUGGAAUCUACGAAGAACUGUGUUAUUUAGGCCGUAAAAUACACUAAUAUUAUCAUGAUACACUUUAGCAUAUCUAACUGUACCAGUAGCACAGCUGUUCUGUCCUGAGGGAGUCGUUGUUUGUUCAAAUUUCAAAACAUAAUGUAACAUUAGGUUAAAUACUAAAGCAAUAAGAUGACGAGGUUGUGCUGCGAAUUAUUCUUACAGCACAGCGAUGCGGUUAGAUAAGACCAUCUUCAGUAUCAUUAUACUUUUUAUAGAUAAUUUUUAUAAAUAUAUGAAACAUAUUUUGUGCACAAUGGGCCACUAGUUUGCAAUAUAGAAUGACUAUAAGAUGAGUAAAUACCUUCCUUUUCAGAGGUGGAAUGGUUAAUUAUGUGUCUCAUAGCCUUGUCCGUUGUGAUAUAUAUAAUAAAAGCAAUUUUAAACUGAGGUUAAACCUAGUAGCAUGUAGAAUUAUAGUUAUAUGCUUCUCAGACUUUUUGCAUUUAUGAAUAUUUCUGUAUUUAAGUGCAUAUUUUGACAUAUUUGGCAGGUGUUAUGAGAUUCCACACUCUGCAUACAGUAUGUUUUCUUGUCUGUGCUGUUUGUAAGCUGGUAAAAUCCCAAAGCCAAGCAUAUAAUUUUGCGUGCAGCACCAGGGUCCAAGCUGAGAUAUGAUCGCUAAAGUGGCAGCUGUUGCUUUGUGUAAUGAAUGUAUUCUUAUGUGAUGAAAUAUCCCACCUGCUUAUGAAGAGCAAUAUAUUAUCCUUUACUUUAUAUAACAAUAAGAUGAAGAAGUAAAGAUUUGAGGAGGAGAAAAAGAAGUAAUAGUUUUCUUUUCUCAGACUCAAAGUGCUUGCAUAGUUUGCUCCUUGGUUUACUGCAGUUCUUUGGGUAGUAAAGCAGAUGUGUUUUUAAAUUGAGGUCUUAGAGCAUGUGCAAAGAGUGCUUUUGUAAACAAAUCGGAAUUAUUACUAGAAGGCUUUGGAUUCAAAUCCCAAGACUUUAAGAGCUCCUGUGCUUGUAUUUAGAAAUGUAAUUAAGUUAAAUCGCUUUAUUAAAUACCCAUGUGUAAUUGGCUAAAGUUGUCAGCUAUGUACGUUGUAUUGGGUAGUAUCUGCUAAGCAAUAAAUAAUGUUAAAUAAGGUCAUGUACAGUAGCAUAGCACAACUCUGUCGAAUCUUCCAAAGGAGCUUCAGGGCAACAUUUGGAAUUGGCUUCCACUAUAUGUCUUGAAGGAAUUUAGUAUCAUCCUACUUGAUUGAGAUGCACUGCUCUUCUAAGAUUACUGGUAGCUCUUGUAGCUGAUCCUGUCCGAGAUUUGCUGUAGGGCUGAAGGUACAGGAGCUCCUGUGUUAACCAGGGUGAAUAUCGAAAUUUGGGAUUUGACCAACUGGGCCCCUGUAUCUUCUUGGUAUUUUCAGAACUGGGAUUGCAUAAAUAUUCAUAAUGGUAAUAUUUCCUUAAUGGCAAAAAAGUAUGAUUUUGAUAUUUGCAGACAGCAAGAGUGAAUGUUCACUUCAUGCUUGUCUUUGGUCCCAUGGUUCCCCUGGCAAAUAAAAAGGAGGCAUAUUCCACCAGUCAUACACGUCACAGUACAAGAUGGGAUGUUCUUAUUAGAAUCAUGGACUCACAGUAGCAAACUCUCGAUUUAAAUGAUCUUUUGUUGAUAAAUUUAUGACAGUGAUGGUCCCCUGUUAUUUGCAUAUUGGUUAAUCAGAAUUUGAUCAUCGGUACAAUUUUUUGUGGCGUAUUCCAAACAGUUAAUUGUUACAUAAUAUUCCAUUCAGUGAAGAGAUGAUCAAGUCUUUUUUCUGCUUAGUAAUUAGCAUGUACAUGGACUUACAGGGUUAGUGGUAAAAUAAUUGCUAUAAAUAUACCUCAAAGACAAAGAAUUGAGAGACUCAGGUAAAUAAUCAAUUGCCUCAGAGCUAAACACAAACAGACAAAGACAAUAGUUCACACUGAACACACACACGCUGAUUUCCUGCUAUUAAACAGUCAGUUUUCCCAUCAGAGGAUCCGUAGCCUUGAUUGGACACCUCUUCAUCAAACACCUCCCCCCUCCUUUUCUCUCUGUCUCCCUUUUUUUUUUCUCCCAGCCAAUCACACAGCGUCAUGGAACUCACUCUGGAACCUGAAUGGCUGAUGCAAUAUGGGCAGACCUCUGAUUGGCCUGACUAUAAUCCAAGAACCCUCUUGGGUGAUCUGAUUGAAUGACAGAAAGGGAAAAUACAGCAAGGGAUCAGCACUGGUCCCUUCCAUUCAGCACACUGGAUACUCCAGAUUUGCAAAUGAUCUGUCAGGAAGCUAUGCCACUGGGUGAAUCAAAGCGAAGGGGAGUCCCUAAUUAAGUAGGCUUUCUGUGAUUGGCUAGCUUGAAAGACACUUUUUUUCCAUGUGUUUUGGCCGGAUGUUUAGUUCCAAAGACAUGUUGCGACGAUCCAAAGGCUACAUGGUGCAAAGUUAUAUUGAGCAUGAGAAGAACUUCUUCAUCUGCCAUCACGUUGAACGGCUUAUUAAGCAUUUCAGGACAGUAGUUUAAUUGAGUAAAUAUUAUAAAAUGAAAUACUGAAAGGGAGCAUGUCAGAGGCCCUGGUGGUAAGAGUGUUUUUUUCCUGAUUUUCUCUUUACAAUAUCACGCCAUUCCUUCUCUCACAACAGAAGCUUUUUCAUUUUUCUAAUCAUAUUCCUGCUUCUAAAUUGCUUUUAUUUCUCUUUUAUUAUUCUUAAAAUCUCUUUGUCACUCAGUUUCUUCCUACAUUUCCUUACGCAUCUUCCAGCUGACCUGUCUCUUACCCCAUGCACUACGUAUCUAUAUUCGUUUUUUUAAUCUCCCUCUUCUUUUGCCUGAGAAAACAAAACUCUUAGCAUGCACAACCAAAAAAGAAAUGUUGCAUUUAAAAGUCUGGCAUUAGUGAAGACUGGAAGCUGGAAAAAAUGGAUAUUGCCAUUUUCUUUGUUUAUUAUCUUUGUGAUGUUGUGUAUUACUAGAACAAAAAUAUUUGGACAUUUCUCAAGUACUGUAUUAUUCUUGUUGUAAUCACAACAAUAAGGAGAUCCAGUGAUAUGAAAAAUGUUUAAAUGUUAUACUUUUUUUAAUUCAUUCAAGAACUUCUUUACUGACAAUCCACAGUGACAAUUCCUAUUCAGAGAUGUUCACCACCCUAGAAUUUAAAUCAAAGGUUGUUUUACCUGCUCCCCCCUCCUCAACGAAUUGGACGUUGCUGUGACUCAUGCCCCCUCCCUUUUCUUGGUCCAUGUGACCUGAUGGACGCAGGAAUGCGUCGCCGUGGAGCUCUGCUUUCACUGACAAACAAAGACGCCACAUGGAUGAGAAUCCUCCUUUGGUUGACCCUUAACCCCUCUGGGUGACUAUUGGUUGAUCCUUUCCUUCACCUUUUUCUCAUGGUUCUUUUACUUCUCAAGAAGGAACGCCCAGCUGAAUGGCUGCCUGGUUGACUUUCAGUGAUACGCUAAGAGUAGAACCCAGGCUAGAGUCUCUAGGUUCUGUUUCAUUAUUGUCUCACGGCUCUGCCUGGACUCCUGACCAGUGGGCUGGACAUUCCUGCUACUCCUCAUCCUCUUUGGUUAAUCAGAUGACAAGAUGUGAAAGUGAGAGGCGGAGAGCUGGCUGGCUGUAUGUCUGAGUGAAUGUGUGUGUAUAUACAGAUGUGACUGUAUAUUUUAUGGUGUGGCUGUUUAUACAUGGGUUGUUUGUGUAUAGGUGUGUGUCUAUAGGCUGUACAUACAGGGGUGUGUGGUGAUUUCUCUUUUCCUCUCUAAGUUUGUGAGUGUGCGCGUGUGUGUAUGGUUUGAUGUGAUGUGUGUUUCUGAAACACAGGAUGAAACUGACAUCUUUACACGGCAGGGACACUGGAAGAAAGGGAGGUUCACAGGACAUCACAGAGGGCCAGGAGCACCUUGGACAAACACACAUAGAGGUGUUAAUUGCACAAGAGUGUAAAUUUUCUCAUGCAGCUACAGAAACAUGUACAAACAUCUGCAGACCCUGACACACUCAGAUAGAUAGAAAUGCACACAUGCACACACACACAGAAAACUUACUUGAUUGUACUAGCAAAUUUAAGCUCUGUCUCUGCUUUAUGCACAUUGUCUCUCUGACUUUCAGACAUCCACACAUACCUACACAUUUGAUAUAGACAUUCACUUACUUUGUCAAUCUUUCUUGCUUUUUCAAACCAGCUGAAUCAUUUUGAGGUGUUUUGGUGUGACCAGACAAUUUCUGUAUAUAUAGAGUGGAACACGUCUUUAUAUGACAUCUUCAUUGCUUUUAUUGAUUCCUCUUCAUUUUUAAGAAACAACAAGUAUAAGUAUGUACCAUAAAGCACAUAUACAGAGCAUAUACCCCCCACGUAACACAACGAGUACAUAGAUACAUGCACAUACAUGUUGGUUUAGAAUUUUUUACUUUUGCUUUCUACUUUUGGUUGGGCUGUACUUUAAAUUGUGUGACACACUCAUCUUAAAAUCUCAAACACUGUCCUCUUUAACUAAUGCUGCCGACUCCUCUCACUCCGCAUCUCUUAAGGUAAAGGUCUCUUCGAUGACUCCCAUCAAUCUCUUGGGAGUGGCCAAGUCGCUCAAGAGCUCCAGAGAUCAAUAGAGGCAGAAUCGCCUCUCACUUAAGAUGACGGCUGAAUGUAUUUUUAUUUAAAAUGUCCCAAUUGGUGACUCUCUAUCUAUAAUCCGAUCACCCUUUUCUGUAUACAGUCCAUUUAUUCUCUGUGGGCGGCUUAUCCCCGUAAACCCUGCCUAUGUGAAAGGCCCUGUCCUUACCCACAAUUCCUUGAUUCCCUUCUUUAUUUAUUUAGGCCCCUCGAUAAGCCAUAAACUCCCACACCCCAGUUGCUAUAUUGAGGUUUAAGUGGACAGACAUUCGGGGACAUUGUAUAUAUCAACAGAAAGAGUGAUUAUUAAAGUGUGCAUUGCCGCUCUACAUAGAUUUUAUAUGAAUGUUGGUAUACUGAUGAUGAUGACAAUAACGAUGAAUGUUAUGAUUAUUCUAAUGACUAUUAUAAUUAUUACUUUGAUUUUAUGGAAAACAUUUCUUUCUGAUGCAGUUGAUGGCAAUUUCUUUCCUUCUUUUGUGAAUAAGCGGAAGUUUAUAUUUUUCAGGUGGUAGAAUCCUGGAGAUUUAAAUAAAUGAAUUAAUAAAUUAAUAAAUUCAAUACAUUUGAAAUGUGA
Molecule: messenger RNA, 16171 nt
Organism: Brienomyrus brachyistius
Lineage: Eukaryota; Metazoa; Chordata; Actinopteri; Osteoglossiformes; Mormyridae
Product: ras/Rap GTPase-activating protein SynGAP-like
Exons: 21
Coding region: 2376-6476 (1366 amino acids)
Biological process (GO): regulation of GTPase activity
Source: RefSeq, a predicted model, not a curated record